AUGUCCGUCCUGCCCAGUGUCGCCCGUAGUGCAGGCCACUCUCCUGCUCUGCGCAUUAUCGUCGUUCGUUCAUUCGCCACCGAAUCCAUACCCUCCUCCUCCUCCCAAUCAUCCUCCUCCAGUCCCUCAAGUACCUCCGGAAGCGACCUUCCCCCUCUCCCACUGUCGAAGCAAAAGUCAGCAAAGCCCCGGUUAUACCCUCAUCCCCGACCAGCCGUCUCCCACCGCCAUGCCCCGAGCCUGAAUCCGCUCUUGCCCAAGCUACCGCCAACGUUUGGUCGCAACCAGCUCCUCCCCGUCACGGACUCGACGAGGGCCCUGCUAGAGAGCAUCGUGGGAGGGUUUGAGGCGCCGAUUAGAUAUGCGUUUGCGUAUGGGUCAGGGGUGUUUGAGCAGGAUGGGUAUGCACUGUCAUCGUCGAAGGCUCCGUCAGCAUCGGGGUCAGUAGGGCCGUCGACGAGUGUGGUACCGAGCAGAAGAGCAGACGCCCCGAUGCUCGACUUCAUGUUCGCAGUGACGCACCCGGCGCACUGGCACUCGAUCAAUAUGCAGCAGCACCCAAGCCACUACCCGCUCCAUGCCCGCGCGCUGGGCUCGUCGUAUGUCUCACGCGUUCAGGAGCUUGGCCCUGGGGUCUGGUUUAACGCAUACGUCCCGAUGAAGGAUGUGACGAUCAAGUACGGCGUUACGACGAUCGACAACCUCUGCUCGGACCUGCUCAACUGGCGGACGCUCUACCUCGCAGGCCGGAUGCACAAACCCCUCCGAAUCAUCAAAGACGACGCUCGCGUUCGACUGACGCAACAAGUCAACCUAACCUCGGCCGUGCGUGCUGCCCUGCUCACCCUACCCGCCUCCUUUCCCCAGGAAGAUCUUUUCGCCCGGAUCGCGUCCAUUUCCUACGCCGGCGACCCGCGCAUGCUCCUCCCCGCGGAGAACCGUGGUAAGGUGGGCAACAUCGUGAGGAAGCAGGGACCGCAGUUCAAGGAGCUGUACCAUCGGCUGGUGGUCGGGUUGCCAGGGGUGCAUUGGCCUAUAGAGCGGGAGGUUAUUGAACAGGAUACGAGUCCGAGAGCGAGGGCGGCGCUAUUGAGGAAGCUCCCGGAUGGGCUGGUGCAGAGGGUGAAGGCGAACUUUCGGCAGAGGGGCGUAGAGGCCGAGUUGGAGAAGGACGAAGGGGUAUAUUGGGCGAGGCUUGCGGGCGAUGAGGAAGUGCUAAGGAGGGUAUUGAACGAGGAGAUGGCCAAUAUCGUGCGGUACCCAGCGACUAUACAGACCCUCAAAGGCAUCGUCAGCGCCGGUGUCGGCAAGAGCAUACGCUACUCCUCGGCCAAGAUCGGCAAGUGGUGGUCAGGGUCAUGA
Molecule: messenger RNA, 1362 nt
Organism: Cyclocybe aegerita
Lineage: Eukaryota; Fungi; Basidiomycota; Agaricomycetes; Agaricales; Hemipholiotaceae
Source: the annotation of a GenBank genome assembly